GGGGGCGGAGCUUGACUGCCAAGGAAGCCAGACGUGCUCUGCAAGAGCUCCUGCAUCUGGCCCCAAUAAAUCACGAUUUACACCCGGGCCACCCAUUAAUGAGACCACAAUGAGCACUCAUAUUGCCACUGGGUCUUCGGUGCACCGGAGGAUACUUGUUGCGAACCUGUCUGGACCGGGUACAUCCUGGUAGUGGCCAGCGGCCUACACAAGCCUGAGCUCUGGAGAGACGGCCGCUCUCUGAGCUCCUUCGUUUACUACGUGGUCCCGGCAAACAAAGCUAUCUUCUCCCCCCCCCCCCCGGACCGGUGGGGGUUAUCCCGGUAUCCACUGGCUGGCACCUCUGUCGACCCUACACAGCUAUCUCAGCAAGACGCCCGAUCACGGCUGACUCACCUAAGAUGGCGGCCAGGUCUCUGCUCCACCAGCCGGGCCUGAAUCAGCCCAUGGAGACACGAGGAAGUGCGGCUGAUUAUGUGCUGGAGCGACUGGAUGCGACCUUUGCUGAUUUCUGGGCCAAAUUUGAGGCUCUUAUUGAAGCGACACCAAAUGAAUCUCAUGAAGGACAGCAACCCAGAGAAUCACUCUAUACGCCUGCUGAAAGGCAAGCGGGUCCUGGGGGUCAUCCUACUACACGAAGCGGCAAGCAGGUACACAACCACCCCCCCCCCGCACGACUAACAAAGCGAGAAAGCGCAAGAAGCCACAGCGGCAGGCAUCGCUCUCCCAACAAGCCCAGCAGCAUGGACGCUACUACGCACCUCGACCGUGGAGAUCCAGACUCCCUCGACAGGAGCAGCAGGUCCCAGAGGUAGUCCCCUUAAGCUGCCUGGCACACAAGACCGUCGGCCCAUGGAGGUCACCAUCUUUCCUAAUUCGGCGCCGCACACGGAAGGAGCAAGAAGGGAAGGCAGAACCCGGCACCAAGCUACCUCACCAGACUUGGACUCUAAGCGGCAUAGGCUAGGGGUCCUAUGUAGAAUCAUACCAAACCAAAGGUAGCCAGGGUAUCAGCCAGCUUUACCUUGGUAACAUGUUAUAACUUUGAUUGCAUUCACUAUUAUUUUUCUUUCCUAUGUUUAGAACACCUUAAAUCUAUAAAUAUCAGUAGUAUAUUCACAAAUGCCUGUUAUAUGUUUCCUGUAGGCUUAUUUCUGGUUUAAGCCUAGCGUAAUAUGCAACCACUUAUUUCCUGCCUAGCCAGACAAGAUAUAGGAUGGAAUCAACCUAGCAUAUACUAUGUUGUAAAGCCGUGUUCAUACAAUGAUUGCACAUGUCAUGUUUUGUCUCUAUGUCACUCCUCUGUUUACCCUUUCCUGACAUGUGUACCUCACUAACCCAUUUAAACGAGACCCUAAACUAUUGUAUUGCAUACCAUGUAUACCUACAUGUAACUCGAUACUUUAAUGCUAUGUUUCUUAAGCCUGAUAAUAUAAAAAAUUGUGCCAGUUAAAAAUACACCCCGCAUGCUCGCGUGGGACAAGCCUGAGGAUUGCCUUCGGGGUACCUCAAGCAUACCUGUAAUAUAUACGUGCACUACAAAAAUAAAGAAUAAAAAAAAAAA
This is a messenger RNA of Pelobates cultripes (western spadefoot toad), 1564 nucleotides long. The record is from the annotation of a GenBank genome assembly. Lineage: Eukaryota; Metazoa; Chordata; Amphibia; Anura; Pelobatidae.